Molecule: messenger RNA, 2137 nt
Organism: Arabidopsis lyrata subsp. lyrata
Lineage: Eukaryota; Viridiplantae; Streptophyta; Magnoliopsida; Brassicales; Brassicaceae
Product: nucleolin 1
Exons: 22
Coding region: 118-1887 (589 amino acids)
Biological process (GO): mRNA splicing, via spliceosome
Cellular component (GO): U1 snRNP; precatalytic spliceosome; U2-type prespliceosome
Molecular function (GO): mRNA binding; U1 snRNA binding
Source: RefSeq, a predicted model, not a curated record
CAUUAAGGCCCACAAAGAAGUGCGAAAACCCUUAACGAGGAUAUUUAUAACUUCUUAUCUUGCUGCUCUCAACGAACUCUUCCCGGCAAAUAAACCGCCACUGUUUUCAUCUUCUCCAUGGCCAGUUCCGGCGAAGUUAAUUUAUUGGGUAAGCGAGAGCCAGAAGAUGAUUUGGAGACCAACCCUAUUCUGAAGAAACAUAAGGAAAAAUCCGAGGAGACAACGAAAGGAUUUGCUGAGAUCAAAGGAAAGGUCGAGUUGUUGAAGACAAAGUCUGAUCAGGCUCCACUGAAGGCAGUUCCCUCAAGAAAAAAGACGCUCUCUGUUUCCCAGGUCUCUUGCCAUACUAACAUAUCAAAUAUCAUCAAUUUCUUCAAAGAUGUUGGACAAGUUGUUAGUGUUCGACUUGAUUUAAACCGCGAGGGUAAGCGUUUGUCCAGUGGCUUUGUUGAGUUUGCUUCUGCCAACGAAGCAAAGAAGGCGCUGGAUAAGAAGAAUGGUGAAUAUUUGUGUGGUAAUAAGCUUACUCUUAGCAUGGCUGUGACAAAGGCUCCACGAACCAAGUAUUGCAUAGACCACAAGGUUUGGUACGAAGACUACCUUCGACAAGAAAGCCUUCCGAUAGAAGAAGAGGAGACAUCUCCCGAUUUUGUUGAGAUAGUUCCAGUAAGAAAAAAGACGCUCUUUGUUGCCAAUCUCUCUCCCCAAACUAAGAUGUUACAUAUCAUCAAUUUCUUCGAAGAUGUUACAGAAGUUGUUGGAGUUCGACUUGUUGUAAACCCUGAGGGUAAGCAUGUGGGCUAUGGCUUUGUUGAGUUUGCUUCUGCUUACGAAGCAAAGGAGGCGCUGGAAAAUAAGAAUGGUGAAUAUUUGCACGAUCAUAAGAUUUUUCUUGAUGUGGCUAAGACAGUUCCAUACACUCCACGACCCAAAUACAAUCUUGUAGAGAAGCUUUGGUACGAAGACUACCUUCUACGAGAAAGCCGUCUGAUAGAAGAAGAUGAUACACUAGAAGCACUUGAUGAAACUCACAAUUUCGUUGAGGCAGUUGCGGUAAGAAAAAAGAUGCUCUGUGUUUCCGGUUUCUCUCACAAAACUAAAAUAUCAGAUAUCAUCAAUUUCUUCAAAGAUGUUGCAAAAGUUGUUCUUGUUCGACUUGGUGUAAACUGCAAGGGCAAGCAACUUGGCUAUGGCUUUGUUGAGUUUGCUUCUGCUAACGAAGCAGAGAAGGCUCUGGAAAAGAAUGGUGAAUAUUUGCACAAACGCGAUAUCUAUCUUGAUGUGGCUAAGGCAGAUCCUCCAUACUCUUCUCAACAACCCAAGUAUUGCAUAGAUCACAAGGUUUGGUACGACGACUACCUUCGACGAGAAAGCCUUCUGAUAGAAGAAGAUGAGGCAGUGGAAGGACUUGAUGAAACUUCCAAUUUUGUUGAGGAAGUUACUUUAAGAAAAAAGACGCUCUUUAUUGCCAAUCUCUCUCCCCAAACUAAAAUAUCACAUAUCAUCAAUUUCUUCAAAGAUGUUGCAGAAGUUUUUAGUGUUCGACUUAUUGUAAACCACAUGAAUGAGCGUGUGGGCUGUGGCUUUGUUGAGUUUGCUUCUGCUAACGAAGCACAAAAGGCGCUGGAAAAAAAGAAUGGAGUAAGAUUGCACUUUCUUUGUAUUGUUCUUGACGUGGCUGAGAUAGCUCCAUACCCUCUCCGACCCAAGUACACCCUUGCAGAGAAGCUUUGGUAUGAAGACUACCUUGGACGAGAAAGCCUUCUGAUAGAAGAAGAUGAUUUGGAGACCAAACCGAAUAAGAAAAUGAAGCUCUUUGGUGUUCAUAAGAAGGAAAUCUUCCGCGUAUCUUGCGGUAAGAAGACUACCUUCUCUGACGACAAUUGAUAGAAGAAGAUGAAGCGCUUUGGUGUUUUUUGCUUGUGAUACAAUGCAACUUUUUUUGUUACUUCGGUUUUCAGAAAAUGUUCAAUAAAUCGUUAGGCGUCCAGUAGAAGCCUAGCACCUAGAUCAAUUAAUCAGGGCAUGGGCAUAGGCAUUAGUAAAUUAUUUACCUUUUUUGUCAUUUUCAAAAUUUUUAUAAGAAAACAUAAAUGUAUAAAAUAUGGAAUGCUGAAAAGUUACACAAAUCUUUCCA